Anopheles marshallii is the source of this 1545-nucleotide messenger RNA. RefSeq names its product protein eiger (gene egr). Gene Ontology annotation, biological process: immune response. Bases 1 to 1545 code for a protein of 514 amino acids. Gene Ontology annotation, molecular function: tumor necrosis factor receptor binding; receptor ligand activity. The record is from RefSeq and is a predicted model, not a curated record. The transcript has 7 exons. NCBI's taxonomy places the organism in Eukaryota, Metazoa, Arthropoda, Insecta, Diptera, Culicidae. Gene Ontology annotation, cellular component: membrane.
AUGACGGCGGAAACGCUGAAACCGUUUCUCAAUCUACCGAACGCGACGGCCGACGAGCUGAAAGCACGCUGCGCGCAAAAGUCCACCGUUAAGCGAGGAUUAGUUGCACUGGGAUGCAUUCUAGCGGCGGCCCUUUGCUGUGCGCUCAUCGGUGUGCAGAUCUGGCAUUUGAAUAAGACGGCCGCACUGCAACAGGAAGUCGAUGACCUGAAAAUGCAACUGUACCAACGUGCCCGCGAGUUCACCGAUUACGAGUUUGACAACGAUCUGUUUGACAAUGCGGACGAGUACGCGUACGAACCGGAGGAAGACCUCGACCAGGAUGUGUCCGACGAUGGCCACCGGGAGCAGGAAACGAACGACAGUGGUCUGAUGAGCAGUGGUAUGCAGGACGAAGAGAUGGAGGACAAUGAGGAGCGGGAAAACCUUGGACUCGAGGAUCUGAGGGAAACGAACGAAGACGACGAUAUUAUCAUCGAUGACAGUGUGGACACUAGUGUGCCCGGUGGCAUCCGUCGGGCCCGAUCCAUUUCCGGUGUUACACGGCAGGGUGUGCCGAUUGUCGAUGAACCGUAUGUACCGAGGCGGAACCGUACCCGGCAUCCGCACCGGAUCUACGAGCAACUGCGCCAACGGCCGGAAGAGCUGGUCACACCGCCGCCCUCGGGGGAAAUGUUCCGAUGGGACGUCGAAAAUCGCAAAACUCACACAGCCUCCCGUCAGCAGUCGUACGGCUCUAUUAGCAUUAGACCGUACCAGCAUGAAAUACACAACCACCGAGAGCAUCACAGCACCACACCGAUGCCUGUGGCGUAUGGAUCACGUGUGGACGUAAGACAUCACUCACGCAACGAGCUGAAUGCCGGAAACCCAACCAAACCACCGGCACCAAUGCUGAACCGAAUGAGCCGCGUCCAGGCAACCGGUGAAACCAUGCGAAAACAGCUCCAGCAGACACAACGAUUCCCCAAGGUGGUUGGCAAUCCUGGCACACAGAAGGAAAUCGUAAUGGCACCGGAAUCACGCGUUCGUUUGCGUCAGCGCAAAACCGGCGCUGCCCAGUCGGGCGAACCGUUGGCGAAGGGUGUGCACCUGGUAAAGCAGAGCAGCAGCGGCGUUUUCCACCGGAACACGCGCCACCGCGACUGGACCGCGAAGGAUGACGCGAGCAAGCAGGCCAUACAGUCGGGUCAAACGUUUGCCUUCGACGGUGAGCAGCUUACCGUCAACGAGCCCGGCCUGUACUACGUUUAUGCGCAGGUGACCUACAGCAACGAGUACGACACGAACGGCUUCAAGGUGUUGGUGGGCGAUAAAAAGCAUCUUUCCUGCUCCGUGCACUCGCGGGGCGAAAACACCAACACCUGCUUUACGGCGGGUAUUACCGAAAUUCCUAACCACAGCACAACCAUCGCCAUCGAGGACGUGGAUCAUGGCCGGCAGCACGUCAUGUACCCGGAGAAGACGUUCUUUGGCGUGUUCAAGAUUGGCCGGCUACCGCAAACGGGUGCCGUCCGUCACCGAUCGGCUCGGAAGGUGGUUUAG